CAAUGCAUACUUCACGUGUUUUUGCUUGCCUAUUACUACAUCUAUAUCUUGUGGAAGCCCUUGUACCAAGAGAAAAACUGGAAGUGUUCGAUUUUUCCCCUCAACUAAGUACACUAACUUUCGAAGGUUUCUCCAAAAAUUGUUCGCAACAGCUAUCUAACUAUGUCACGGAUCUCUUGGAUAUGAAGCGAUGGGCAGUAGAAAUGCAUGACGCGUCCGGAAAGUAUCCAACGGCGAAUGUGGGCGGCAACUCUUUCUCACUGGGAUCUUUUGACCAGUGUAUAAAUAUCGCUGGAGGUCCACCAGAAACUGUAAUCUCCGGCAAAUACUGCCUUGGUAAACUGUUUACGUUUUUGCAACCGAGUAUGGAUCGACCUACCUUUGAGGAUAUCACCAUUGGUAUCUGCAUACCAAGUGCGUGCACGGGCAAAGAAUUUGCAAAGUAUUAUAAGAAGAGCAAAAUGGUAUCCGUAUCGGAGGAUUCUUGUCAAACUAAAAAAACUCAUUUCCAAUUAGACGUUGGAACCAAAAUUGUUUUAACUUUUUUUACUCUCUGGAUUUUAUGGGUAAUAUUCUCCACGAUUUAUGACAUAGUAAUUCAACAUCUGAACAAGGAGCCUUCGCAUUGGUUAUUGGUUUCCUUUUCCUGUUACACAAACGCCAAGAGGCUUUUUGAUAUAACCACAGACGAAACUGAGAUCACCUGUUUACGUGGAAUGCGGGUGUUAACGAUGAUAUGGGUCAUUGUAGCGCAUCACCAUAUGCUUGCUUAUACUUUGCCACAAAGGAAUAACUACAAAGGGGAGUUUUUCGCAACGCAUAUUACACAGGGUAUAGUGGCCACUGGAUCCGAGGCUUCGGUCAAUACUUUCUUUUUGUUGAGCGGAUUGACUUUGUCCUAUGUUUUCAUGAGAAAAACAGGCAAGCUAGGGAAGUUCAAUCUAUUGGCGUUUUACAUUCACAGAUACGUUAGAUUGACACCAACGCUGGGUGUCAUUAUUCUUGUUUAUGUCUUCUUAUUGAAGCAUAUGGGAUCCGGACCCUUGUGGUCCGAAAUCGUUGGACGAGCAUCUGGCGCUUGUGAGAGAAACUGGUGGAAAACCUUGCUGUAUAUUCAAAACUUUGAUCACCCCGAUGGCAUAGUAAGUAGUUUAACAGGAUCGCCUUAACCUAAGGAAUGCUUGUAAAAAACAAAAUUGACAUUCCUACCUCGGUAUCAAAAAUUGUGCCGUUUAUUAGAAAAUGUUUGGAAUCAAGUUAGCAACGGGAAUUUCCAGCAACGUAACCCCAACCAGUAUAUACAUUAAUUAUUCUUUGGAAUCACCAUUGUAUAUACACCA
Molecule: messenger RNA, 1340 nt
Organism: Photinus pyralis (common eastern firefly)
Lineage: Eukaryota; Metazoa; Arthropoda; Insecta; Coleoptera; Lampyridae
Product: nose resistant to fluoxetine protein 6-like
Exons: 6
Coding region: 3-1169 (388 amino acids)
Source: RefSeq, a predicted model, not a curated record